AUGUCGAAAAUGAGUUCCAAAGAUAAAGAUAACAAAACGUUACACGAUAAAUUGAAACAAUUCUUUCGCAUUAAUAAAGGUGAUUUUGUAAUUUAUAAAAUAAUAAAUUUAUAAAGUAAUAAACUUCUAACUUAUGUUGUGUAAAUUAAUUUUGCAACUAUAAUUUAUAAAUUAUAAUUUAAGAUUAUAGUUUAUAUAUUAUUUAUUUAUUUUAUAUAUUUAUUACAUAUUUAUAUAUUUGUAAAUAAAUCAAUACCGAAUUUAUUUUUAGGAAAUUAUAAAAAUCGUGAAGACUUCACAUUAACUCAUGAUCUUGAGAAAGAAAUUAGUCCUGAAAGUCCUGUGCACCAUCGUACGAAAGCAAUUAAAGAUCUGUGUGAUGCAGUUCUUAAUCAACAAUGGGAAGAUGUAGGUAGAUUGUAUAAAGCAGCUGAAAGAUUAUGGUAUUUAGUACAAGACCUUUUAGGAAAAGAUGUGCCCCGUGAACAUAGGCAUGUGACAUUAAAUUUUCUACGAUGUCUUGUUCAAGGUCAAUAUUCUAAAUUAUCUUCUCUUAUGAGAGUAAAGUUUUUUAUGGUUGUUAAGGAACAUAAUAUUCCUGAAGAUAUUGGGCCUAGAUUAGAACUUUUACAAAGCUUGACAGAAAAUGGAAAAGAUAUAUUACACUUAGAGGACAGAAUGGGACCUUUCUUGUUAGAUUGGAUGCCUAUUGUGACAACAGGAGAUGGAAAAAGAGGGGCCGAAUUUUUAUCGCUUCUUGUUAAUGUCAUAAAAUUUAACUCGGCUUAUAUUGAUGAAGACAUUAUAUCAGGCCUUGUUCAAUAUAUUUGCCAUCUAUGUUAUUGUAGUAAUAUCAGUGAAGUUGUUUCUGGAUGCUUAGAGGCUUUAGAUGCGAUUGUUUGUUACAGUAAUUUACAAUCUGAUUCAUUACAAACUUUUAUCAUAGCAUUAUGCCGAAGUGUUAAUGUUGAAACAUACUGUCAAAUAAGUUGGAAGAUAAUGCGUAACUUAUUGGGUACACAUAUGGGUCAUUCUGCACUAUAUACAAUGUGUCGCUUACUACAAGAUACAAAUUUUCAGAGAGAUGUUCGUUUACUUAGAGGUGCAGUAUUUUAUGUAAAUAUGGGUCUCUGGGGGACUCAUAAAAUUCAAAAAUUAGAAUGUACUCCUACAUCAGUUUUACCCUCAUUUUAUCAAGCUUUAAAAUGCAAUCAUCCAAUUGUUAUGUAUGAAGUUACAUUAUCAAUUCAAAGAUUAGUAAAUAAAUAUGGUGCUGAGUUAUGGGAUCCUACAUGGAGUAUUAUUCUCGAUAUUAUUGAAGAAAUUAUUUCUCAUACAGAAACCAGUAAUCAACCUGCAACUAAACAAGUCUCGGUGAAUUUACAUGAAACAAUAAAUAGCAUUGAAAAUUUACUGGAUAGUAACCAUUAUAAUGGUUGUGUUCAACGAUUUUAUGAUCUCGUUGAACGAUGUAGUGAUGCAAGACCUGAAGGUUCCGUUUUGAAAUUAAUUGAAUAUCGAGCACAAACUAUAGGACCUACACAUUAUCAAUGGCAAUCUAAAUUAGCAAAUUUAAUGGAACGUUAUUAUAAAAUUGAAACACGUACUAAUGUUAGAAUGAAAGUUCUUGAUGUUUUAACAAAUGUCGUUCAAGUUAAUAGAUCUAGAUAUGAAGACGAAUUAAUUGAGCGAACAAUUGUGCCAUAUUUUCAACACGUUGAUAUGGAUUCAGAUAUUACAAUUCGUAAUGGUGUUGCACAUUUACUUGUUGAUCUUUGUCUUGAGUGUGAUACAAAAAGAUGUUUAGAACUUUUAGAUAUAUUGGAGAAGGUAAUCAACAAGCCCUUCAUUUCUGAUGCUCCAGUUACAAAAGAUGGUGAUAUUAAAGAUGUAAAGACUGCAGUUGUUGGUGUGAUAAAAAUAUUAACAUCAAAAAUUUAUUAUUUACCAUCAAGUCAUGCCAUACGUGCUUACAAAGUUUUAGUGAAUCAUUUGGAACAGCAUUAUAAAGAACCAACUGUCUUCCAUGAUAUUUCUACAAUUCGAUACUUGAUUUUUGAAUGCUUUUUAAAAAUUAGAGCAAAUACGCUUUAUCAUCUUGGAUUUCUGGAUACUCAAAACUCAUCUAUAACAAAGUUCAGUCCAUAUUUAGUGUUAGAACAUGCAACGACUGAACGAAUGAAUAGUGGAGGAGGUGGCAACAGUCCUCCACCAGUUAGUCCAGCUCCAUUACAGCAUUUAUCUUGUCAAAUUACUCAUAUGUCAUUGGCACAUGCAUGCAAAGCUGUUAUUUCUUGUAUUAAAUCGGAAAAAGAUUGGAAAGUUUUGCAACUUGUAUUAAAAGAAUUGCCUCAAGUAAUGCAAAAUAGAGCAUUAAUAUUAUCACGACAUUCAAAUGACAUUGACUACUUUGCAACUGCACUUUGUUCAAUGGUCAGUGAUAAAAGUUUGAGACUUCCAGAGUCUCUCUACAAUGUUCCUCCAAAAUUUACUCUUUCAGAAUUUCGUGUUCAUGUUUUCCCAGUAUUAGCAUCAUUAGCUUCAUAUCAUGCUCAUCUGGAACCCAAUUUACAACAGCGUUUAAUAAAAUGUUUAGAGGUUGGUUUAACAGCAAAAUGUGCAAGUCAGUGUGUUACUAGUCUUACAACUUGUAUUUUAGAGAUGCGUGAUGCGAUGAACAAGCUUCUAUCUGAAGUACUUUUAAAUUUGUCAAAAAUUUCAGCAACAGUACAUAUAGCUAUACCAAUUUUAGAAUUUCUCUCUACUCUUACUAGACUUCCAAAAGUUUUUGCAAGUUUUAUUGGAGAUCAAUACAUGUCAGUUUUUGCAAUUUUAUUGCCAUAUACAAAUCCUUUCAAAUAUGAUCAUUAUACAGUAUCCUUGGCACACCAUGUAAUUGCUGUAUGGUUUUUGAAAUGCCGACUACCAUUUCGUAGAGAUUUUGUUCGAUUUAUUACUACAGGUUUGAAAGCUAAUGUAAUAGUUCCCUUUGAAGAGGGACAUUUGAUGAAGUCAGAUUUUAAUUUCAUAAAUGAAGAUUCUUCGAAUAGAAAACGUAGUUCAAGUUUGACAGAGCAGGGUAGUAGAGGUAGAAGAGAAAGGCCUAUAAUGGCUAAUCGCAUGAUAGGAGAUAAUAAAGUUUCAGAUUUAAAGCCUCCAAUUGAUGAAGCUUUAAUGACUUUUCAUGUAGAGCUUACUGAAACUUGUAUCGAUCUUAUGGCCCGGUAUACAUUUUCAACUUAUUCAGCUCGACCUAAAAGACUAUCAGCUGCCGAUUUUCUACUUAAAGAAGGCCAAUCAAUGACAUGGUUGCUUGGUAAUAAGCUUAUUACAGUAACAACAAGUGGUUGUAGCAAUAAAGCAAUGCGAAAUGGACUUUGUGAUAACUGUUGGGUUGUAUGUAAACCUGGUCCUCAAUCUCCUGAACAUUCUAAAACAUCUCAAUCAACUUUAAGACGAGCAUCGAGCACAGAGACAGCAAAGGAGGACAAAUUAUCUAGACAGUCUUCUGGAGGUCAUGGUAGUUCUACUGCAAAUACAGCUGCAAAUUCUCCAACAGAGGAGUUAAAGAAAACAUCGGAAGAUUUAGAUCCAACAAAAAAAGAUCAUCCCACUGAAAAAGUGAAUAAAGACCAAGCAGAAUUAUCGAAAUUAGAACAAAUACUUAACAGUGAAAAACAAGAAGAACACGUUCUUUGCGCUUGUUGGUGUCAGGGUUGGGCUGAAAUAUAUGUGCGUAGACCUACAGGUGACAUGUCUUGGAUAAUGAGAAUUCAAAAUUCUAUGCAAUUUGAAACAAAUGUAGAUUUUCCUGUGUACGAUAUAAUGGCUUUAUAUAGGCCAAAUCAAGAUUUAAUGCAAAAACAGCCAGAAUCUACAUUCGAAUGUUCUGGGGAUGAAGCAGAGGACACUAUGGAUAAAAAUAUAGAUCAAGUACGAGGUGAUUAUAACAUGAAAUCUGUGAUAUCUUCUGUAUCAUCGGGUCCAAUUGCAAUACCUGGUUCACCGGCUCGACCGAGUCCUUCGAGGCAAAGUUCUCGUGAUAGUUUAGAAAGUUUAGAGGAUGGUGAAGAUGAUUUACGUCGUUCUCGAAAUCCUGUACGCAGAUCAAAUUCUAGUCCCGAAAUGAGUGCUAAUUGGAAAAAUCCAUUCUUGAAUAAAGAAAAACAAAAUUUGCAGCAAGUAGAUCGAGAUCUUUCAUCAGCAGAUAUAGAAGUUAAACUUGAUGCUGAAUUAAAAAAACCUGCGAAAACCACAUAUGCAAAAGAUAUGAGAGUUAGUUGUGAAGCUAUACCAGAAGAAAUGUUUGGUAUGGGUACAACACCUCCGUCAGAAAAUACAUCAGAUCAUCCAACUGCAUUACGAUCUCAACGUUCUUAUCCGGGCGCAACACAAGUCACUCAAAUUAUUACGACUACUAGCAAUACUGUUCCUCCAUCACCUACUACCAUACAG
This is a messenger RNA of Heterotrigona itama, 4455 nucleotides long. Lineage: Eukaryota; Metazoa; Arthropoda; Insecta; Hymenoptera; Apidae. The record is from the annotation of a GenBank genome assembly.